UCCUUACACAGUUACACGGUGCAUACUAAUAAAGUUCAGCCAGAACGGGAAAAAACGAGCUGAACAAAACAUAGAAAUGUUAUUUAAUCUCUUUCACACGUUGAGUCUCCUUCACGCAACACGUUGUGCCACCUUUUCCUAUUGUCUUUGCGCAGUUAAUGGACAUUACGCAUUGCAUGGCAUCGCCUAAAACGAUGUUUAAUAUCGGCAUUGCGGACACAUCGGCAUCUUUAACAGCUUAGUUUAUUUUGCUUGGAGCUUGAAACGAACGGAUUGUUCGUCGUCAGGUUAGUAAGGAUUUGAAUGGAUCUUAAAUGUGGACCGUGAGGCAUGAGAAAAGACGCAACGAUGACUGGCUUUAAAAUCCAUAUGUUGCGUCCAAGAAACAAAAGACACAAUAAAAAAAACAUCGUAUCAGCUCUAGGUCUGAGACGUGCAUCUUUUCUAUUAGCCACAUUUGCGUUAUGAGUAAUCUCUCAUAUUGAUAUGUCCAUCUUUCUCAAAAGCGAGCAGGCGCGCAUGUCUGCGUGUAUCCAUCGCCCGUAGACUAGAUCUGUGUUACUGCGCCAGGAUGGAGAUGACGCAAAUGACCCAGCUCCCCAAAAAGUGUUUCAAGACGAACAUGGCGGCAACUUAACACAGGACCUAAAAUGAUGAUGAUGAUGAUGAUGAACAGAGAAGAUCGAAGGCAAUCCGCCCAGAUAAGGAAACCGCAGCUCUUUCAGGAUCUCGCCUUCCCUUAAGGAGACGCAGGGACACAGGCAGCUUUGGGAACAGCAGCUGCUCUCCGAGGGUCUAUGGGGAGAGGAGGCAAGAGAGGAGGCAUGUUGUCACACAGAAGUCGCUUUUUCUCCGGGGAGCGAUGCGGAAUAACGGAGAUAUGACCGCGUGUGGCUUAAUCUAGCCCAUCGACUCGGAUACAGCUGCCUGGUCCGCCGUUUAAACGGGAAAAAACAUUUCAAGUCAAUGCAUUUUGUGGCAGAGGAGCCGUCGCGGUGGAGUCGGCCAGUGCUGCUCUUUCCUGAAAUAUGACCAGGGGUGUUUGGACGUGUCGGCAGCAAGAUGACGGCUUAAAAAUCUGGUUUGCACCCCGAGAGGACGAAAAGCCAUUAUUCACCGAUUCCGAAAGGGCCCAGAGAUGGCGACUGUCCUUAGCCUCUCUUUUGUUUAUCACCGUUUUGCUCUCUGAUCAUCUGUGGUUCUGCGCCGAGGCCAAAUUGACAAGGACUCGAGACAAACGGCAAGACAACUUCGCCGUCAUGGACACGGUGGAGCACACGAACCAUAUACUUUCAUCCAGCCAUCAGCCCGUCACAGAGCAGAGUCUUAUUUUUAUAGGCAAUUCUACCAAACCUCUGUGGAGACUUGAAACUUGUCACCCCGACAGCCUCUCCAAAAACUGCUUGACUUUCGCCGACGCGGACGCCGUGUGCUCGGGCCUCUCCGAGUGGAACCUGAGCGAUUUCUAUCUUUCUUUUUGUGAUUCCUACUCUCUUUUGGAUUUGUUUCACGGGUUUACGAGUCCAAACAAUUUGACCUGUAGCUUGGACAUGGCUGCGGGCGGUAAUACAUCGGGAUGCACCCAAUGCGUUGAGGCUUAUCAACUCUACGACCGAGAAGCUCAGAAGACGUAUCGAGAGUUUGAGAUUAUGGUUCAUAAAUAUGAAACGGAUGUAUAUUCGGUGCGGACAUGCAUGGACGAGUGCACGACUGUCUACAAACAGUGGAUCUGUGCCCAGUUCUUCCACACCACACAGAUGCACUGCAGCAACAGGAUCCCCUGCAGGAAGUACUGCCUGGAGGUCCAGCAGAGGUGUCCCUUCAUAUUGCCUGACAAUGAUGAGCUCAUCUACGGAGGAAGCCCCAGUUUUAUAUGCACAGGGCUCCACAAGGACAACCCCUCAGACGAAGAGACAGAAUGCUGCGACGUUCGAUGGGACAGCAGGACGGACAACAGCUCCAAAGGCACUCUCAAAAGAACUCACCCGUCGUGUCAGCACGGGACAUCCCUGACCUCCUCAGCAGCCUCUAGACUGUGCAACAGCAGACUCAAAUUCUGCCUGCUGGUCCUCGUCCUCCUUCAUACUGUUGCCACUCUCACAGCAUCCCACAAUCCCACCGGGUUCAACCUCACCUCCAACUCCUCCAACGAGGAAUGACGGAAAAGCCACUCAGUAACGCCAGCAAAACCCGAUCAGGUGACGGACCGUGGGGUGACUAAUGCUUUUCGGGACUUCUGGUAGAGUUCAGGUGGAGACUGUGGAGAUGCAAUCAACCAAGCAAACAAAACAAACUGAGAAAAACCUAAACAAACUCUGGACGAACUUAAUCAAGCAACAAGAACAAGGGACAACACCGUAGCCUUUGUCGGAAGAGGGCGGAGUUCUCUCGCACCAUGUUUUUUUUACACUGUGUCUAUGGUUUAGAUUUCUGUUGCACUAGAUGACUGCAGAAUCUAAUUCAUGUUUUUCUUUCGUUUCAUUCGGGUCUUUGUGCAGGAAGGAUUGACAUGAGACGAGUUAAAUGUACAGUAUCCAAGUGAAUAUUCAAGAGCGAGUGUCUAUGUGGGUGACUGGAUGAGUGCGUGUGCAUGUGCGCCUGUGCUUGCAUAUGUGUGUGUGUCCACUUAGAUGUUCUUGUUUCUCUUUGUAAUCACAAACUCUCUGAAUGCUGCUCUAUUCAUUACGAGGGUUUCCGUAGAGCCUCUAUAGCAGUUUAUACAGGCUCUGACAAAUCCGCUUAGAAAACUCCCCCAAAUUCUCCCAUUAAGAUCUGAACAAGGUAGCCUGAUGUUUUCGUUGCUGAUGUGAUGUCAUUUCCUGGUAGGCCGGGUCAGUAGCUUCGGGGGUCUGGGUACGUUUAGAACAUUAUGUCAGUGGGCUGUUUGCUUACGUGCUUAAAACUGAAACAGGUCCUUAAAAUAUCGUAUCCAGUUUUGUGUUCGCCCCCUGCAAAGGAGCGACACGGAGUCCACAAAUCCUAAGUAGUAUAUAUUGUAUUAAGAUAUUGUAUUAUCUACCCUAUAUUCUAUGAUUGCAUGUUAUUACCACACCGAGUUUUGACUACACUGCUAAAUUUGAAAGAAACAAAUCGGAAUCUGGUCACAAGGUAGCCCGGGGGGUUAAGAGAGGCGAUCGACUUAGGCAUGAAACCAGCCAAUCGGAGCUCACAAAACUAAAUACCCCAAACACAGAGAGGAUCCAUCACACACGACGUUCCUUACUACAGUAAAGGGCUUACCCAUCAUGUAUACACACAUUUGAACAUUCCUGAAACAUUUGCAUGAAGAGAUUGGUGAGGCAUGAGCAACUCAGUGGAAACUACAUUCAUUUGUUACGAACCUUAAGAUAGUCAUAAAUCUGAAAAAAAACAGGCUGUUGGGGGGCUUAAUCAAACCGCUCCCGAUGGAUGGCACGGAGAAGGCCCGUCUCAGGUGGCUGGGCCGGCGGAUCUCAGUUCGGUUGGUUGUUAAUGAGCAAAGUAGUUAAGGGCUGAUCUAUUUUAUUUGUUUUCUACAGGUAUUAUUCUGACACGAGCGCAAAAAGAAGCCUUUUUAAAGACAGAUUUCACAUAGCCUCAGUGUGAACCUGUCAAAAGACACGGUCACGCUUUUGUGUCCAUGGUGUCAAACAUCACAUGCUUGUCCGAAAAGCAACACUGGCCCAUACAACUGACAUACAUGCACAUGAGUCAUUUAGAGCUAAGAAAAAAAAGAGAAUCAUAUUGUAAGUGUUGUAACUGCCAUUUCAAUAGACAACAUAAUGCAUGUCUUUUAACAAACCAUAGGAAUAAAAGUGGGUCAUCUUUGCCACCUUUAAAACGCCUUUAGCUUAAAAUCAAGGAGUGACUUAUGUAGGAUGUUUGCAUUGGUGUUAUUUGUAUGUAGGCAUUUUAUUUCCCCCCGAUAUUUCCUUUUGUUUUGCACAUAGUAUGCCAUUAAACUCUUAAUAUUGACAAAACACUAAAGAAAAUGUAAUAUUUUCACUUGAAAAAAAACUAUCCAUUGGCCCUUCUGCAAUUUAAUCGACUAUUAGCACAUGACAUUCGAAGUGUCAGAAGCACAAGUAUUUUUUUUGCUAAUGCAGUUCAGCUUGACCUGAAUGACCAAAUACAGAGAGAGAAUCUUAUUUUUUUAUGUAGUUAUUUCUGAAUUUAAAUUGAUGUAUUUGGAUCAAGUGGUUAAUUUACAUCUCAGCUGUUUUUGGCUUUUAAUUUAGGCUAGAGUUUUAUCAAAUGACAGGUUAAUCUUCGGUUAUUAAACAGAUCGGAUAUGUGACUUAGCAUCAGAAGUCUGGCCUUAUUGGCCAUCCGGUCAUCUAAAACAGACUGUACGUCCCUUACAUUUAAUAAUACAUGAACCUACUUCAAAUGAACCUAGAAACACGCGGUAUUUAAUCCAGAACAAGACCAUAACAAAACAAGUACAUAUGUUAGUGGAAAACAGGCGGCAGUCUAUCCGGGCCGUCCAGUGCACCGUGCAGGGAUUGGAUUCACUGCGGUGAGGAUUUUACUAAUGAAUAAUUAGAGGAAACCACAGUGAACGAGACAGAUGACCCUCCUGAGAGCUUAUUAGUCAGUUUAUAUCCCCGGACAUUUGGCGGAGACCACCUGCUCUGCAACAGUAAAUAGAAUAGAAGUGAUCAUCUCUAUUUCGAUCUAAAAAACAAAACUAAUUCAACCUCUUCACCAGGAACAGAUGAAAUGAAGAUGCCAAACAUAAAGAGCAGUACAGAUAAAAUUCGAGAGAGGUGAGCUCUGUGUCUUGUCAGUUAUUCAUUUCCUAAGAUGCUCUGGACGUUUGUUAUAGAGGCGCAUGCAUACAUCAGUCGAACACACUGUGCUCAUCACUCCUUUGUAUAUAUUCUUUAUUAUGUGAGUCAGGAAGGGUUUUGUCACACUCAAGUGGCAAUAUCAAGGAUGGAUUAUAGUCCCGGAGGGCCCUGAGGCUCCCAAUUCGUUGCAAUUGGGAGAUAUGAGGUCCAAAUGAAAAAAUACUCUAUUCAAAUAUGAAAAAUCAUCAUCCAUAGAUGAUUCUGGGUGUCUAUCGGGCCCAUAAUCUGUCCUUGAAUAUAAUUACGGUUAAAUGUUUACAACAAUUGGUCCAAUGCAAUGAAUGUUAAAGCAGACACCUUAUCAGGCGGAAACGAUGCCGUUCAUGACAAACCGACUAACAUCACCCUAAAUGGAGACCUUUGUGAUGGCACCGAUUUGUCUGACUUUGUCACCUUCGUAACAUGUUUCUCUGUGUUUGUGGGGUCCAGUCAUUAUAUGUCUCAGCGUCUAACAAGAUUGAAUGUAACAGAUACCUGCUAAUAUCGCUUCAACACCACCAAACCUAAUAUAAGAUGUAUUUUAUGCUUGCACAUGUUUUAUGGUCAUUUCCAAGUACAGCUCCAGUUGUGUAAGUAGUAUUCAACACAGCGUAAUCACUUAGCAAGCCGAGAUACUUUCUUUUCUCUUUCUGAAUCCUGUGGACCUAUGCAGCCCUCAACCUCAGUUGUUUUUGCGUUGUAAAUACGUUACGAGAAUGCUAAACAAACGUGUGUCUCUGUUUGAUUUCGAGGUUUCCUUGUGUUCUGAGUUGGUGUCCUUUUUUAAUCCUCUUUUUUAAGUGUCAGAGAUCACUGGUUGGUUUGUGCUGAGAUCCAUACUGAAAGCGAAGUGCUUUAAUCACAAGAACUGUCCUCUUAGUCACAACCUUAGCACCUGAAGGCUGUGAUGCUAUGUGAUGGGAUGUGCAAAGCAAUGACUUUAAGAAAAAAAGACGAAAGGUUAAAAGGCAUAUAGAGAUAACAUUACGACUAUGACUACUGAAAAAAAAUAAUAUUAUUAUACUACCGUUAUAUUGUAAUAUUAUAGAUGAUUUAGUUCAGUAACCUAUUUAAUUUUUUUACAAACUUUGAUGAAAUAAUUUAUAAAACAAUCUCACGAGUUAUGAUCUUUUCGAAGGUAUGAUU
Triplophysa dalaica is the source of this 5957-nucleotide messenger RNA. RefSeq names its product NALCN channel auxiliary factor 1 (gene nalf1b). Gene Ontology annotation, cellular component: plasma membrane. Gene Ontology annotation, molecular function: stretch-activated, monoatomic cation-selective, calcium channel activity. Gene Ontology annotation, biological process: calcium ion import across plasma membrane. The record is from RefSeq and is a predicted model, not a curated record. The transcript has 3 exons. Bases 1029 to 2159 code for a protein of 376 amino acids. NCBI's taxonomy places the organism in Eukaryota, Metazoa, Chordata, Actinopteri, Cypriniformes, Nemacheilidae.